CCACGCCUAAUGUAAUAAUUACCAGCAGCUAGCAGAUCCAAUCCUAUCUUAUUACCAUAUAAUUUAUUCAUGUCCCUUUCUGGCUGAAGAGAGAUAUUAACCGUAUAUAUAAACAAUGCACAGUGCUGCUCUAUAACUUACAAACCAUUUUGAUCGAUAAUACCGGAAGUUCAUUGAUUCCCCUAGGUUUCUCCAUCUCCAAAGAUCGACCAACUUCUCCUAAUUCAUCAUGGAGGAGAAACCCCCCCAUUCAGACAUUCAGCUUCCUCCUGGAUUCAGAUUCCACCCUUCUGAUGAGGAGCUCAUCCAUCACUACUUGAGAAACAAAGUAACUUCAAGCCCAAUCCCAGCUUCUAUCAUAGCUGAAAUAGAUCUGUACAAGUAUAAUCCAUGGGAGCUUCCAAAGAAAGCUUUGUUUGGAGAGGAUGAAUGGUAUUUCUUUACACCAAGAGAAAGGAAGUAUCCAAAUGGAGUGAGACCUAAUAGAGCAGCAGGUUCAGGUUAUUGGAAGGCUACAGGGACAGACAAACCCAUACUUACUUCGUGCGGGACAAAGAGUAUUGGUGUCAAGAAAGCACUUGUUUUCUACAAAGGUCGUCCUCCCAAAGGAGUUAAGACAGAUUGGAUCAUGCAUGAGUAUAGAUUGCACGAUUCCAUGACUUGGACUGCCAAGCGAAAAGGGUCAAUGAGACUAGAUGAUUGGGUUCUAUGCCGAGUUAGGAAAAAGAGCGGGAUGCUGAGGAACACUAUGGAAGACCAUAGAAAUGCUACUCCAAGUUAUGAACCUGCAACAGCGCCCUACUUUCAACCAGUACUGGAAGAGCCACGCUCUAUGAACAUGAACCCUAAUCUGUUUGCCGCAGUCAGAAAUUAUUUAUACAACGAUUGUCCGAUGCUGCCAUACAUCUUUGCCUCUCAGGCGAUUCCUUCCAAUUCCAUGCAUAAUACAACCUCCUCAAGCUGCAUAAGCUUCCCAAGUCGCAGCAUUAAUGGGACAUCCUGCCCUUCCAGCUUCCUUGAAGAUGAUACAAAUAUUGUAAAGGAAUCGCAGUAUUUCGACGUUUCUUCUUCCAGCAAUAACUUUCUUAACCCAUUAAAGAGAAUAAUAUCCUUGGAAGCUGGAAACCAUGAUGAUGAGAUCAGGGACGGUUUCUUCCCACCAAGCAAGAUAAGCUGCAAUGGGAGUGAUGAUCAUAGCAUGGGAAUUAUGAAAUUCUGUGGAACAGACCAUCUUCAAGAUAAUAAUUUGGAAGCUGACCAAUGGAGUACUUCCCAGCUUGUUCAAUAUCAAGAGUUUGAUAAUCACUUGGUAUUUACACACUGCGAACAGGGUACUAAUGGAGAGAAGGAUAUGUAAAUAACUUCCUAGGGUUCUUUUGGGGAGUACUGGAUUGUGAUCUAUUAAUUGUUUGCUGUUGAAUAAGUUGUUUGGUAAUCAUUCCUUUCGUUAUGUGAAUUAAUAGUGUGUAAAAUAGAUAUGAGUUUUUUUAUAUAAAUAUGUAUAUUCUUUGGUAUUUUGUAAUACGCAUUGAUAACUUUUAUUUAGAUAUUAUUUGAAGAACUUAUG
Juglans microcarpa x Juglans regia is the source of this 1567-nucleotide messenger RNA. RefSeq names its product NAC domain-containing protein 2-like. The transcript is spliced from 3 exons. The coding region runs from base 230 to 1357 and encodes 375 amino acids. The record is from RefSeq and is a predicted model, not a curated record. Gene Ontology annotation, biological process: regulation of DNA-templated transcription. NCBI's taxonomy places the organism in Eukaryota, Viridiplantae, Streptophyta, Magnoliopsida, Fagales, Juglandaceae. Gene Ontology annotation, molecular function: DNA binding.